AUGAACGACACGUCCAAAAGUCCCGUGUUGACAGAAGCUGACGAUGAAGAGGCAGUGGACCAAGGAUCGUGUCUAAAACAUGCGAAGAAUCUUAUCCCUGCUGUUUACAGGACUGAAGUUGUGGAGCUGUUCAAACUGGCGGGACCAGUGGUCAUCAACGUCACAGGCCUUUCCAUUGGCACAGGUUUAUCUUUAACCUGUGACACUCUAAUAUCACAGACUUAUGGGAGUGGUAACUUGAAGAGAGUCGGAGUGAUUCUACAGAGGGGGGUUCUGAUCCUGUUACUGGCCUGUUUUCCCUGUUGGGCCAUCCUGCUGAACACAGAAGUGCUGCUGCUCCUCGUCAAACAGAGCCCUGCUGUGGCCAGACUAUCUCAACUUUAUGUCAACAUCUUCAUGCCUUCAUUACCGGCAGCGUUUAUGUAUCAGCUUCAAGCGAGAUAUCUUCAAAACCAGUCUAUCAUCUGGCCUCAAGUUAUAACUGGAGUAAUUGGCAACAUCCUAAAUGCAGUCAUUAAUUAUGUACUCAUAUACCUGCUGGACCUUGGAAUUGAGGGGUCAGCAGCAGCCAACAGCGUUACUCAAUUUUUGCUGGCAUUUAUUCUAUUCGUAUAUAUUUAUGCAAGAGGCCUCCACAAAAAGACAUGGGGAGGCUGGUCACUUGACUGUCUGCAGGAGUGGGGGCCCUUCAUAAAGCUGGCCAUCCCCAGCAUGCUGAUGCUGUGUCUGGAGUGGUGGAUUCUUGAAAUCGGGGCGUUUCUCGCUGGGAUCAUCAGUGAGACUGAACUUGGUGCACAGAGUGUGAUCUAUGAGCUCUGUGUUAUUGCUUAUAUGCUCCCUCUUGGACUUUCAUGUGCAGCCAGUGUUCGUGUCGGACAAGCACUUGGAGCAGGAAAAGUUGAGGCGGCGAAGCUGGCUGCAAAAGUUCCAGUGGUUUGUGGAUUUUGUAUGGCCUGUGUUGUUGCAGCAUUGAUCUUGUGUGCCAAAGAUUACAUUGCUUAUAUCUUCACUACAGAACGGGAAAUUAUAGAGCGAGUGAGCGAGGUGGUGAUUGUUUACUCUUUCACACAUAUCGGUGAUGCAGCUGCGGGUAUCAAUGGAGGUGUGGUCAGAGGAGCUGGAAAACAAUCUGCUGGUGCUCUGUUUAACCUAGUAGGAUAUUACGCUAUCGGCCUCCCUAUCGGUGUAUCAUUAAUGUUUCCUGCAAAGAUGGGCAUCAAAGGGCUUUGGAUUGGUCUUCUUAUAAGUUCUUUCACACAAACCGCUGUUUUUGCAACAUAUUUAUCCAAACUAAAUUGGCAUGAAGCAGCAGUUGAAGCUCAGAAGAGAUCUUGGGGCCUGGUCAAUGCUGGAGUACAGAUCAACCACAUAGACUCCAAAGAGGCCACUUCUGCUGAACCGGUCUGUGAAACUCCAGACAACUGUCUGCAAGACCAGCCUGAAUCCAGCCCCGCUGCAGGAUGUGAAGGGCAGGACCUGUGGGUUGUUUUUUUAAGCCUGAGCCUGAGGGCGCUCACUCUUUUGCCACUUCUGCGGGAAGCAGCAGUCUCUUUGGGUCCGUGGAGUUGUGCUGGUGGGGAGCCUCACACAGUGGUUGGUGGCCCUGUUGGCACGUAUGUGGGCUUGUGCGGCGUGAGCGCUGCCCUGGGAAACGCCUUCUGCUCGUUUUGUGUGGCCAGCUCCUCCAGUGUGGCAAACCUUAGUGAAGGGCCUGUGCGAGCCCGUUGUGCUUCUCAGACGUUACCAGGGCUGGACUGGCCAUCGGGCUUGGUGCUAAAUUACGCACAGCGGAGGUUGAGAGCGCGCCUCCGUUCGGGGUCUGGGGGACCGGUGCUUUCUCUGAUUGCGGGACCGAGCUGCACCUCCCGCGGCAGUUUGGAGACUGCCAAUCAUCACAAGUACACAAAUUCUGAGCCCCGUUUCCACCGGCGCAGCUCCUCCUGCCUCCACUGCUCUGGAUUGACCCCACAGGCCAGAGUCGCUCCAGUUGUGGACACUGAUCAUCAAUAUUAG
Molecule: messenger RNA, 2013 nt
Organism: Knipowitschia caucasica
Lineage: Eukaryota; Metazoa; Chordata; Actinopteri; Gobiiformes; Gobiidae
Source: the annotation of a GenBank genome assembly